AUGGGACCCCCUGUUCCAGCUACGGGCCUGCAGGCUCUCAUUCUCUGCGGGCCCGGUGUCUCCCUCAACACCUUCACGUCAAACCCGGAGGAGAACCCCAAAGGUUUGGUUCAGAUAGCCAACCGGCCACAGAUCUUUUAUCCUAUUGAAUGGUGCAAGAAAAUGGGAAUCACUUCUAUCACAUUGAUCUCACCCCCAACCGCCGUUCCAGCCCUCGAGGCAGCGCUCUCCCAAAAUCCGCAUCUCACCAGCCUACCGUCCCCGUCGCCAUCAGUCCUGGCACCUGCCGACCUAGACAUGGUUACGGGCACUGCGGAGCUUCUUCGCCUUCCAGAAGUUCAGGCGUGCAUCAAAUCCGACUUUCUUCUUCUUCCGUGUGAUCUCAUUUGCGAGAUCCCUGGUAUCUCUUUCUUGGAGACCUGGAUGGUUGAAGGGCGCCGUGGCGGUCUUAGUGUUUUCUACCCGACACAAGGCCGGGAGGAGAGCAUUAAGAAGGAGGCUACCGAUUUUGUGUGUAUGGCGCCGCUGGAAGGAGACGAGAUUGACAAUCGAUCUGAACGCGGCCUUUCAAAACUGGUUCUCUCAAUGCCAAUGGAUACACUAAAGGAAAAAAUGGAGGAAGACAAGGCAUUGCUGAUCCGUCACUCAUUGGUGAAGAGGCAUGCUCAGGUCAAGAUGCUGACCAGCUAUCGCGACGCUCACAUCUAUGUCUUCCCGUACUGGGUCAAGGACUUUGCACGGCUCAAUGAGAGGUUUCAAAGCGUCAGCGAAGACUUGGUGGGAUGGUGGGCUAAGUCGGAGUGGCAAAUGGGGUUGGGCGAGAAGUUGAAAAUGAACGAGAUCUUCCAGCAAGAGAGCCACAGUUCUGCAGCCGGAGAAAAUGGCAGUGACGACGGCGACAUCGAACAAGAAAUAUCACUCACCAACAUGUCUACGACGAAAACCGGCACCACGGAUAUAUCCUCGGAGAACCCAAUCUCUUAUGCAUCUCGUGUCAACGCUCCGGGCUCGGAUGCUAAGAGCGAAUUGACCGUCCCACCCAUGUUGGCCUACACCCAUUCAUCUUUAUCGUCUGCUCCAUUGGUCCGGCGCGUCGACAGCUCGGCGGUCCUUCUGUCUACGUCUCUUCGCCUAGCCAAACUCGAGUCUAUCGAAGAGGUCGGCCGUGCCGCCGCCUCGCCUUUUGCCUUCAACACUAAAAUCGCUGAGACGGCAAACGUUGCGCAAAAGAGCACGGUUACGAAGAGCGACUGCCUCGUCGGCGAGAACACCACUAUCGAAGAGCGCUGCGUUAUUAAGGAAAGCGUGAUCGGAGCGAACUGCAAGAUCUCCAUGGGCGCUCGCCUGCAGCGGUGUGUUUUGAUGGACGGGGCUGUCGUUGGGCCUCGAGCCCAAUUAACGGGCUGUGUGUUGGGUAAACGCAGCAAUGUCGGCCGCGAGUGCGUCCUUAAAGAUUCGGAGGUACAGCAUGGGAACUCCAUCCCUGAUGAGACCGAAGCCAAGAACGAGAAGUUCAUGAUUUUCGAGGGUAUGGAUGAGGAUGGCAUGGAUGUUUCGGGGGGUUUUGAUGACGACCAGGACCUUGGAUUCUAG
Penicillium lagena is the source of this 1593-nucleotide messenger RNA. Its product is annotated as translation initiation factor eIF2B subunit gamma. Bases 1 to 1593 code for a protein of 530 amino acids. Gene Ontology annotation, cellular component: eukaryotic translation initiation factor 2B complex; guanyl-nucleotide exchange factor complex. Gene Ontology annotation, biological process: cytoplasmic translational initiation. Gene Ontology annotation, molecular function: translation initiation factor activity; guanyl-nucleotide exchange factor activity. The record is from RefSeq and is a predicted model, not a curated record. The transcript is spliced from 2 exons. NCBI's taxonomy places the organism in Eukaryota, Fungi, Ascomycota, Eurotiomycetes, Eurotiales, Aspergillaceae.